AGAGUAGGCCUUUUUCUCGUACGACGCGGACGCAAAAUUGAGUGUUGUUUGUAACAGAAGACCAGCGCACGACGGCUAGCGAGGAGAGUAUGUACUGUGCGGCGGGAGAGAUUACAGUGUUUGGUGACCAGGCCAUCAUCAUCGCAUCAGAAGAAUGAAGGCAAAAAUAUGAGGGAGAGAAAAACAACAGUAAUAUAACAUUUUUUUUUCGGUGAAAUUAUUAUCAAAAUCUAUAUUUACUGUGGGUUCAAUCGUGCGGUUUUCGCUGGCUUGUUGCGGUGCGACGCGCGGAAGCGGACAAGUUCCCGUAGUGAUUAGAACCGAUUGCGACGUCGGGAGUGUUUUCGAAGUUGUUUUUCCGGACUGGUUACGGAUUGUGCGACGCGUGUUUUUUUUGGGAUCUUUUUUUUUGUUAUGGGUGGAAUUUCCUGAACAGGAAGCAUAUGUGUGAAUCUUGUGUGUGAGACGGUCGAGAGUUGCUUCCUGACGCGUCGAAAUUGAGAAGAAGUGCUGUGUGGUGCUCUGCCACCAUCGUCUUUGAUCCAAAACCCCACUAAACUCAUUAAGACUUGAGAAAUCCUCAGUUCCUCAUCGCGCUCGGGAAGGAUUAUUCCAACGGAAGGCGGAAGAGACACCAACGCGACCGCACUUCUCGAACUGAGUCCCGCGUCUCACACCGCAAGACGACGACAGGAAGGGCGGCCAAAGGAUAUUGCGUCGUAUCAAGAAUUUGUGAGCCACCGUCGUCGUCGCCGCUGUGCUGUGCUGCGAGAUUGGCAAGUGCGAGGAGGAGCGCCAGCCAGCCAGCCAGAGCCAGAGCCAGGCCAUGUAGAGCCGACAGUCGAAUCGUAGUAGUGGCCCUCGCGAGCGUUCGUCAGUCGUUUGUCGUCCGUCGACCGGACCGGAGAAGCGGAGAAAAAGAGUACAACCAGUGCCAGUCAGUGUUGUGUACGAAGGAAGAGUUUGUUGUGAGAGCGCAAACACUACUCCGGCCAGUGAAGCGGUGUGUGUCCGCGGGUGUUGUCUGUGUAGGUGAUUUAGGAUUCGAGGGUGCCGUCACACGGGGAAGAUCCGGUACGACGACACGCGCGCGCGGAAAAGUGCGGAACGUCCAAAUAUUUUGGUGUAUUGUGGGUACACAGAACGAGAAACGUGCGUAGUGCAAUCGCUUCCCAAAGAAGAGUAGGCCGUGUUUUUCUACGCUUCGCGCGGCUGCCCGACGGCCUACUGCGUUUUACUGAAAAAAAAUAUUUCUGUAUUCUAUCUAUGAAGUGUUCUACCGAGAAGAAAAAAGUAAAAGUGCCAGUGAAAUUAGCAAUCGCAAGUAAAUGGAGCAAGCUACCGCGAAAUGUAGCAAUCUGAUGGUGUAUAGUUCCUUCGGAGAUUGAAGAAAGCCAGUGGCCAACGACCACAGCGCGUGCAUGUAUGUGUGCUUGUUGAACGUGGUGCAUUCCGGAGAAUGCGAAACGGCCGAAAAUAUGGGGAAGAAAGUGGUGACGAUCAGCAUCAUGAGUGGCAACAAUAGCCAAAGUGAAGAAGAGUUCCUUGGGCGCCAAUGGGGUAGUGUGGCUACGGUGGCUAGCAGCUGCCGCCGAAAAGGCAAUGUAGAAAUUUCCUCCGCACCGUCGAGAACGUUGACGAGUAGACGGUGCAGUUACAACUAUAACAACAACAACAACAACAGCGAAAGUGCAAAUGAAGAAUUAGUGCAACCACCGCCGGGGUGUAAAGUGGUGCAGUCCCCGGAGGAAGCGUUCCCUACUUCGGCCGGGUUGAACAACCUGCUGAAGCAGUUGGCGACCAAGCACAAGCAAAAGUGCAGGACAGAGCGGCGCCGCCGCCUCUGUCCGGGUGGAGUUGAAUCAAGUGAAGAGGGCGAAGAAAAGGAAAAUGAAGAUUUUAGUGGUGCAGGAGAGGCAAGGGAAGUGAAGAAGUGUGACCGGCUGGGGGGCUCGGCGGAUGCUAAGUGGUGUUGCAGCGGCAAAAGGAGCAGCUUGGUAGCGGAGGCAGUGGCAGGAUCGGUCGUUCUGCGGCCUGCCAAGUUGGCCUGGCUGGCCAUGAUUAGUUUGCUGUUGUUUAGCAUUCUGGUCGUGCCGGUGGCCGUUGUGCAGGGGGAUGAAAUCAAGGCCGGUCAGGUGGGGCCACCUAGGAAAGGAGGCGUGUGCGGCAGCGUCGACGUCCGUAACUCGCCGACCCACCUUGACCGGCUCAAGGACUGCGUGGUGGUCGAGGGCUUCGUGCACAUUCUCCUCAUCGACAAGUACAAGGACGAAGACUUCCAGAACUAUACCUUCCCCCUGCUAACGGAGAUCACCGAGUACCUGCUGCUGUUCCGCAUCAACGGGCUAAAAACUCUGCGGCGACUCUUUCCGAACUUGGCCGUCAUACGGGGGGAUGUCCUGGUCGGUGACUACGCCAUGGUCGUCUACGAACUGAUGCACAUCGAGGAAAUUGGCCUAUUCUCGCUGGUGGACAUCACCCGUGGCGGCGUUCGGAUCGAGAAGAAUCCGAAGCUCUGCUUCACAAACAGCAUCGACUGGAACGCGAUAACAAUGAAAGGAUCCAACAACUACAUAAAGGACAAUCAAAAGGAGAACGCUUGUGCAAUCUGCCCAACGGACAAGUGUCCUGUUGCCACGACCAAGGGUGGCCAAAAGCGAGGACUGUGCUGGAACGUCAAUCACUGCCAAUUCAUAUGCCCUUCGAAUUGUUCGAAGUCCUGUACCAGCACAGGCGAAUGCUGCGACAAAUCGUGCCUCGGCGAGUGCACUCUGCAGAACAAAAAAUCCAUCUGCUCGGUGUGUAGCGAGUUGAGCAUCGAACCGGCCGGCAAUCGGCAAUGCGUCAGCAAGUGCCCGCCCAACAUGUUCCGGUACCACACCCGUUGUGUGACCCGGGAGGAGUGCUACGCCAUGAAGAAACCGAUCUCGCUGGACUCGAAUCCGGACCUGCCGGAGGAGCCGUUCAUCCCGCACAACGGUUCCUGCCUGAUGGAGUGCCCCCUGGACCACGAGUUGAUCACCGAGCUGAACAAAACACGCUGGUGCCGGAAGUGUUUGGGAACGUGUCCGAAGCGUUGCGAGGGGUCGAACAUCGAUAACAUUCAGAGCGCCCAGCUGCUGAAGGGAUGCGAAAUCAUCGAUGGUUCGCUGGAGAUACAGCUUCGGAGUCGCGGCGGAGAAAACAUCGUGAAAGAAUUGGAGAACUUCUUGAGCAGUAUCACCGAGAUCAAGGGUCACCUAAAAGUCGUCCGUUCAUACCCCCUGCUCUCGUUGGGUUUCCUCAAGAAGCUCAAAAUCAUCCACGGCAAAGGCAGCAAAGUCUCGAACUCCAGUCUCUACGUAGUGGAGAAUCAGAAUCUGCAGGAGCUGUUCGACCACAACGUCACGAUAGGUGAAGGAAAGCUGUUUUUCUUCAACAACCCGAUGCUGUGUACCGAUCGGAUCAAGGCGAUCAAGAAGUACAACCCGGGCGUCGAGAUCGAAAACGAAAGCCAGUUGGAGUCGAACAACGGUGACCGGGCGGCCUGCUCGAUCACCGAGCUUGAAGUGAGUCUCAAGUCAGUGGGAUCGGAAACGGCUAUCAUUCAGUGGGCGCCAUUCACCGAGCUGUCGGACGCGCGGAUGCUUCUAGGUUACGUCAUCUACUACAUCGAAGCACCCACCGAUAACGUGACGUUCUUUGACGGACGGGAUGCGUGCAACACCGAGGGCUGGCGCCUGGACGAUAUCAGCGACUUUAAUAUGGACCAGGAAACGCCAAAGAUACUGACUCAGCUGAAGCCGUACACGCAGUAUGCAUAUUACGUCAAAACGUACACCCUGGGAUCGGAGGGUCUCGGCGGGCAGAGUAAGAUUCAAUAUUUCACGACUUCACCGGGAACGCCAUCCGUCGUUAGGGAAGUUGAAGUAGUUGUUGUUAACAAUCAACUGACCGUCAAAUGGUUACCACCGUUGAAGAUGAAUGGACGCCUCAGCGAAUAUGAAGUUUUCAUUGAACUGAACGCCGACGACAAUGAACAGCUAAAACUGCGAGACUACUGCGAAGAGGACAAAUUGCGUGAAAAUGUGCCGGAAACGCCCACCAGUGCCCCACCACCAAAGCCGUCGAUUUGUACCGACGACCAGUGCCGGAACUACUGUAAGGCUCCCACGAGCGGUAGUAGCACGGGCAGUAUCGACGUUACCGAUAAGGAGAACCAGAUCACCUUCGAGGACCAGCUGCACAAUUACGUUUACAUCAAAAACCCACUUCUACGAGGCGGCGAGAAAUCGUCCCGGCGCAAACGUAGCGAAAACAGCAUCCUCUUCCCGAACAACACGGAAAACAAGAAGAACGACACCACCGACCGGCGCACGGAGAAGGUUCCCCACGAGCCGUACUACCGGUACAUCUUCAACACGACCAACGAAACCCAAAUCACGUUCCCGUUGAACCACUUCAACCACUACUCGCUGUAUGUGUUCAAGAUUCGCGCCUGCCGGCACCCGGGGGAACCACCGCCCAACGUCAAGAUGGUGGACAUCGAGCUGGCGUGCGGCACCGACGUGAUUCAGAACUUUCGCACCCCCAAGAAGGAAAGGGCGGACGACAUCCCGCCGGAGUCGAUUUUGGUCGAGGAGCAGUCGAACAACACGCAGCGGCAGAUCCGGGUGCAGUGGAAGGAACCGAGUAGACCGAACGGGCCAAUUGUCAAGUUCGUGGUUAAGUACCAGCGGGUGGAUCUGGAAUCCGUGUCGUCCACCGAUAUCUGCAUUCGGUAUUCGUAUUUCAAUCUCAGUGGAGGAACGCUUCUGACCAAGUUGGAACCGGGCAACUAUAGCAUCCGCGUGAUGGCCGCUACCAUUGCCGGCGAUGGUACUCCAUCGGCCCCGCGAUACGUUCUGCUUAAGAAGGAUGACUCCGACAGCGGUACGAUUAUUUGGGUGUCAAUUUUGGUCGUGGCAUUGCUUAUCUGCUUCGGAUUAGUCGCGUUCUACGUGUACAAGUAUAGUAGCCUCAUGUCGAAACAGAUCCGAAUGUACCCGGAGGUGAAUCCGGAUUAUGCUGGCGUGAUGUAUAAAGUUGACGAUUGGGAGGUGGAGCGGCAUAACAUCGUUCAGCUGGAAGAACUCGGCCAGGGUUCGUUCGGUAUGGUCUACAAGGGCAUUCUGACUAACCUGCGCGGUGAGAAGGUCCACAUAUCGUGCGCCAUCAAAACGGUCAACGAGAACGCCACGGCUCGCGAGAAGGACAGCUUCCUGUUGGAGGCUUCGGUUAUGAAACAAUUUCACACACAUCACGUCGUUCGGUUGCUGGGUGUUGUGUCGCAGGGCGACCCAACGCUGGUUAUCAUGGAGCUAAUGGCCAACGGGGAUUUGAAGAGUUUCCUCCGGCGGCAUCGACCGGAUUACGAAAAUGGCAGCCAGCCGUCGCCGCAGCCGCCAACGUUGCGGCAGAUUCUGCAGAUGGCGACCGAAAUCGCCGACGGUAUGGCGUAUCUCGCGGCGAAGAAGUUCGUCCACCGAGAUUUGGCCGCCCGCAACUGUAUGGUUUCGUCCAAUAUGACCGUAAAGAUUGGAGACUUCGGCAUGACCCGAGAUAUCUACGAAACGGACUACUACCGAAAGGGCACCAAAGGAUUCCUCCCGGUGCGAUGGAUGGCUCCGGAAAGCUUAAAAGAUGGUGUCUUCAGCAGUAGUAGCGACAUUUUCAGCUACGGUGUAGUCAUUUGGGAAAUGGCAACUCUUGCAUCACAACCAUACCAGGGUCUCACGAACGACCAAGUGCUCCGGUACGUCAUAGAAGGGGGCGUCAUGGAACGGCCGGAGAACUGUCCCGACAAACUUUACGAACUGAUGCGGCGGUGUUGGCAGCAUCGACCGACCGCUCGCCCCACCUUCAUGGAGAUCAUCUCCAUGCUGCUGCCGGACACCACCCCCGAGUUCGCUGAGGUGUCCUUCUACCACUCCCAGGAGGCCCAGGAUUUGGCCCGCGGUCAACACCAAACCGUACUCAUGGACGAUGUUACCACGCCGCUCCACCCGAACGGUGACCACGACGAGGAGGAGGACGACGAAGAGGACGACCUGGUUGAUCGGGACGAUGGCGAGGCACACAUCGGUGACGUUGGCACGGACGAUGAGUACUCGAUGGAGAUGACCAACAGCCAUCUGGUGCGGAACAAUGGCCCGAUGCCCACGAUCCGUUCGCCCCACUCGCCACUAAGUGACCAACUUGGUAACCGAUUGAUCUGUGAUUCAUUAGCCAUAUCAUAUCAUAGUAGAGAUAUUGAUGAUACCAUAGCCGAAGAAGAGGAACCCCUGGACGAGGACGAAGACGAGGAUGUUGAUGGGAAUGAUGACGAAGACAGGGUGGAGUUCUUACCCACCGAUAUCGAGAGCGGAACAGCAAGGUCAGUAACAAUGGUAGGAGGAGGAGGAGGAGGUAGUGUGGGGGCUCGGGAUAGCCGCAGUGCCAGCCGAUUUCGGGCGCUGGAUUCGCGUGGCAAAUCGCGAAGCGUCAGCCCCGGUAUCCACGGCAGUAGAAGCAGGAGAAGUGGCAGCGAGGAAGGCGUCAUCCAAGGGCAUGACUACGUGAACAGUGCUCCCGGCGGUGGGGCCAUGCUCGGCGGGUCUGCGCUGGUCAUUCCACCGCCACCGCAGCAACAGUACAGAAAGAAACAGUCCAUCAAUAGACAGCAGCCGCUGAUCCAUUUCGACUCGGAUCCCUACGGAAAGGAGUUCGAUGCGAUCAGUACCGAUAGAAGCAGACUUUCGGCCACAGGCAGUAGAACCAACGGACGCGUCGACCCCCCAAACAGGCAGCAGCAGCAACAAGCUGCGGAAGUUACGAAAGAGUCCAUUGUUCCGGUACGAGCCAGGAACGGAUUCGUGAGUAGCCGCGGCGUCGCUGCUGCUUGGUCCCCUUCAGUGGGACCUUCGGGUGAAGUAUAAAUGGGGGAAGGUAGGACGCGGUUCGCCAGGAAACCCAAAUACAGGUAGAUAAUAGCAAACCACUAUCACACAUAAACAGAAGUUCCGGGUGCUCACCGGAAGGUGGCGCGCACCCUGAGCGCAAGGUAAACUACAGUUCCAAUACAGAGCUUCGAAUUGACGCUCUCAAGCUGAAUUAAUACAGGCUAGCCUUAGGCACACUCGCAUUGAUGCGCCAUAUAAGUCAGAGGACAGCGGAAGCGGAAAUGGAAACAAGAGUAUUUAAAAUGGGAAUGAAAAUCCGUUUUUAAUCAAUUUAGAAGUUUUAGAAAGCAUCGAACAUAACUGAUACAAACACACAUUCAUAUAAGAGAAAAAGUCACUUCAGCAUCUAAGGAGAAGCAAAAUAGCACACCAACACGAACACCACAUACACACACAUACACUUGUACGUUAGAUCACAGGAAAGCCUCCGUUGGUCGUCAUUUUGUUCAAUUUGUUUUAAGAUUGAUUCGUAAUUUAGGAUUAUUAUGAAACGCAGCGCAAUAUCAUACAACUACAAAUGCAUACACACACGCAACUCGUAAACACAUUCGACCAAAAGAGGCUAAAACAAACCAUGAAUUCACUAGAGAAACAAACCCUUGAGAACCUACUGAUUCUCGCUGCUUUAAAGCCCUCCCCCUAGCAUUCUGUCCCCUUCCUACCUUUAUGUAAAAUGAGAAACAAAGAGAGAGAGUGAGAAACGGUUAACCGUGAAGUCGGUGCAACGCUUCUUUUGAAAUUCAACAAAUCCCCAUGUUCCCUCGCUGAAAUUAAACUCCUUGUAUUUAUUUGAGCAACGACGGUACAGAAUGAAAGUCCUACUCAAGUUGCGAUCACAGUGCCGUGAAACGAUGUUAAGUAAUUUUCAUACAACCAGCCACAAUAUUCAAUAGUUUAGAAAAAAAAAGAAAAAGCAAACCACACCCACAGACUGACAGACAGCUAGAGCAAUAAUAUAUUGUGUAUUGUAUACAUUUGUUUAUUUUCCUAUUUGUUUUUUUUUAAUAACGAUAAUUUCCAUCCCACCAACACAAAGGCAACCGGCAGAAGCGCAAAACCAGUUGAGAAUAAGUGCUAGGAAAAUCACAAAAACAAUUAUUUUUUUGAGUCACUAAGGGAGACGUAUUCCAUAAAUGAGAUCGAGAGAGAAAGAGCGAUAGGAUCGUAGUGUGUGAGAGAAAAAGAGAGAAAAUAAAAUAUUAUGUUAUUUUUUUUAUUAGGUUAGGUUCGAGCGCGACGCGUGUGUGAGUUAAUGUUAAGCUAUUGAUGAGAAAGAACAAAUAAGAAAAACCAAGAAUCGUAAAGAGAAGAGUGUUACGUAGAAGAUAGAUGUAAACAAAAGAGUAAUUUAUAGCUAGCGAAAAAAGUGUAAAUAUACCUACUACCUAAAAGUAAA
Molecule: messenger RNA, 8355 nt
Organism: Armigeres subalbatus
Lineage: Eukaryota; Metazoa; Arthropoda; Insecta; Diptera; Culicidae
Product: insulin-like receptor
Exons: 15
Coding region: 1422-6935 (1837 amino acids)
Biological process (GO): glucose homeostasis; positive regulation of phosphatidylinositol 3-kinase/protein kinase B signal transduction; multicellular organism development
Cellular component (GO): insulin receptor complex; plasma membrane; axon
Molecular function (GO): insulin receptor activity; ATP binding; insulin receptor substrate binding
Source: RefSeq, a predicted model, not a curated record